UUGAUAUAUACUGACUGUCUAUUGAUUGACUGACGCCAGACUAUUGUAUUUCUGACACCUCGAUCACUUUGUCCAUCAAACAGUGUACUGUAGUAUCUCAUCUCUGAGGUUUGUGUUAUCUGUAAAUGGAUUGUCAUCAUACUAGAACUCGUUUUGUUUCUGUAUCAGUGUCAUUCUGUAAAGUUGAUUAUUAACUUUAAUAGGAUUCUACCGCCAUCGGCAGGAUGGAAGUGGUGAUCAUAGUGGCUUCGGUGGUGGGCAUCAUCAUACUCAUAGUACUGCUGUGCAGAUGCUGCAACCGUCGUAACAGGGGACAGGUGUUAGCUCCUCCCGCCGUGCCCGUACAGUCGACGGUGACUGUCCAAGUACCAUAUCCACAACAGCAGUACAACCACAUCGUGACACCAUAUCCAGUGAGUCCGUACCCGCAGGCGAUGCCGCAGCCCGGGCCGCCGCACGUGGUCGCCGCACCGUACCCCACCGGGGCUCCGUACCCGCACCCCGCGCCCAACGCGCCGGAAGCCUACGCGCAUCCGCCAUCGUACGAUGACGUAGUACGCGUCGCAUCGUCGACGCCGUCUGGACCCGACGUGAAGCAACCGCCGUACAAUCCAUACUUGUCGCAUUAGUCGCGCGACAGCCUCGUUGUCAUAUAUGUCGCAAGUGAAAAGAAAGCGAAGGUGCCACAGGAUAUGGCAUCGUGAACUGCAUUUAUAGUAUAUUGUAUAUAAAAUAAACCAUACCUAUAAUUAAUAUGUUGGUACUACCCACAUUAACAUGUUUGGACAUGUCCGAAGUUGAUUUUGUACGUGUCAAAACAUCAAUUUAUGUAUUCGAGUAAAUAUAUAUUAUUAUACAUUAGUACCUACGAUAUAUAUGUGGCAAAGUGAUUCUUAACACGUUAAACGCCAGGUCUCCAGUGACCUCAUAAUGUCUGGAUCUUUGCGCCGCAUGACCUUUUUUUUUAUCUAAAUUUAUUUGGGGUUUUUGUUUUU
This is a messenger RNA of Achroia grisella, 995 nucleotides long. Its product is annotated as protein shisa-5-like. The transcript is spliced from 6 exons. The record is from RefSeq and is a predicted model, not a curated record. Lineage: Eukaryota; Metazoa; Arthropoda; Insecta; Lepidoptera; Pyralidae. The coding region runs from base 225 to 629 and encodes 134 amino acids.